AUGGAUGGAACUAAAACCAUUAGGCGAAGAACGCAUGACUAUGAGUUCAACGAAAAUAGUCAGUUCAAACGAAAACGAAAACGAGAAACUGAAACAGAUAAUACAAACUCAGUGGAAAUUUUAGGUGAAUCUCAUGUAAUAUUCACAUCAAAAAAUACUGGAAAUAAUCAUUAUUGGUGUCAAGAUACUUCAAGACAUAAUACAAAAUGUUUUUUUCCAAAUGGAACUUAUGGUGAAUCAAGACUUGUUGAGAAUAUACAAAAUAAUAAUAAUAAUAACAAUAGCAGUGGAAGACGUUUUUUGUCUAGUCCACAAAAUGGACACAGCAAAGAAAAGCUUCCUAAUUGCACUAUUGGACGUACAACAGCUGCUGAAAUCCAUUCUUCAUUACCGUCACUGCCUCCUAGUUUGAGGGAAUCGGAACGCAUGUUGCAUGUUCAACGUUGGAUAAAUAGUAUCCCACCUGAUUUACCAUCCUGGAUACAAGUAUCACAUAAUAAAAUAAUCCCGGUUACUAAUCCACAUGAAUCUUAUGCUGAAGUAGAAGAUUCAAUCAUAUCUGAAAUUCCAGAUACAUCAGAUCUCGCUUCUAAUCAUGAUAUUUUAGACUGUAAUCCUGGUUGUAAUUUGAAUUCUGUCAAUCAAACUAUGGAUUAUUAUUCUAAACAACCAAAUAAUCAUUCAUCUAAUCCUUCUACACAAAAAUCAUUAUCUAAAAUUCCUGGCGUUUCAGUUGCUCCUCCUUUACAACCACCUCCGUUUCCACCGUUACCACCACCGCCUAUGCCACCUCCGACACAUUCACAAUCAUCUCUUCCACUUCAAUUGCAUUCAUCUGUUCAACAUGGGCAUAGCAGUAAUAAUAAUAAUAAUAAUAAUAAUAAUAAUAAUAAUAAUAACACUUCUUUAGGUAUAAUUCCUUCAAAAUUUUCUACUAUACCAAGUGGUAGUACAGUUAACUCUCAUCAAAAUCUACUUACUCCUAUACAGUCAAAUCAGGAUAUGAACCUAUCGAAUCAUCCUCAUCAACAUCCGCAUCAAUAUUGUAUGAAUAAUGAUCAUAAUCAAUUGAAUUAUUCAUCUAGAGAUACAUUACUAAGUCAUCAUAUUGAUGGUGAACCAAAUCAUACUAAUAAUAGUAUUCACAAUAGUCAAAGACAUCCUAUUGGCGAUUCCAUGAAUUCAGGUGGACGAUUAUUCAAUGAUAUGGAAAUUCAAAUGAUAGUUAAGCUGUUCCAAGAUUAUUUCACCAAAGGUAGUUGUCCAAUGCUUAAAGAAGUUCGACGUCGUAUUAUGAACAAUUUUCUAGAAUCUAGACGAACACCUGUAGGAAUACGUGCAAAAAUUAAACGUCUGCAAAAAAGUGGACAAUGGACAGAUUACAUUACUACCUGA
Messenger RNA from Schistosoma intercalatum, 1395 nucleotides. The record is from the annotation of a GenBank genome assembly. Lineage: Eukaryota; Metazoa; Platyhelminthes; Trematoda; Strigeidida; Schistosomatidae.